Molecule: messenger RNA, 1477 nt
Organism: Lentinula edodes (shiitake mushroom)
Lineage: Eukaryota; Fungi; Basidiomycota; Agaricomycetes; Agaricales; Omphalotaceae
Product: RTA1 like protein-domain-containing protein
Exons: 12
Coding region: 377-1411 (344 amino acids)
Cellular component (GO): plasma membrane; fungal-type vacuole
Source: RefSeq, a predicted model, not a curated record
UGACCCACCCACACUGAAGAUGCUGCUCCAUCGACUCCACAAUGGGAAAUACGUCUAAUUCCUAAGAUGAUGGCGAACGAAACGUCGAACGAUCAAUAUGGCUUCCAAGACGAAAUUAUGUCAGGAUUUUGAUCUUGAGCACUGCCUCCUUGAAUUUCUAUCCUCAUUCCAGAACCUACAAUGCGGAGGCAACAUUCAAACCAAAUCUCGAUCAAAUCACCUCGCUAUUCGGAUGAUGCUGCGUUCAAUGUUAAUCCAAGAACCUCGCUCCUUUUCGCUCAUUAGAUAGAUAGAUAGAUAUAUACGCAUUAUAUUUCGACCGACUGAGAUUUUCUUUGCCUAAAAUCCAAUUCUCCCCCUUCAUCAUUUUUUCAUAAUGUCGAUGUUCAACCGCAUCUCCCUUCUAUCAGCUAUGUUGUAUGGCGUCGCCCUUGUAGUUGCGAGCUCUGAGAGCCCCAAUCUAAAUUCCCGGAGUAUUCACGACAUUGAGACACGGGACACAACCACAGAGCGACCAGUUGCUGGUUUUGUAAUGAAAGUGUGGCCCGCCGUUAUUGGGGCAGCCAUGUACGGAGUUUCCGGCCUCUUGCAUUGGAUCCAUUUUUUCCGCGUCGGCCAACGCUACAUGUUGACCUUGACGAUUGGAAUGACAUGUAUGACAAUCGGGUUGGUUUUACGAAUUGCCGUUUCCCAUUCACCGUAUUCUUUGGCACUUUACAUCUUGGAAGACAUGCUUGUUCUGCUUUCGCCAUGUGCCUUUCUCGCCACGGAUUAUAUACUUCUAUCCCGAUUAGCCAAUAGUUUGGGACGCGACAUUGCGGACGACUGCUUGUUGAUUCCAUCUCGUCGUAUCACUAAGAUCUUUGUCUGGAGCGAUGUUAUCACUUUUUGGGUCCAAGCAUUCGGUGGAGGAAUGUCGGCUUCGGCAAAGAUGGCAACAAUUGGAACGACAGUUUCAAUGGUAGGGCUGGUCCUACAACUCGUCUCCUUCGGUCUCUUUACUAUUCUCUUGGUCACAUUUGGAUUCAGAGUGCUCACCAAGUAUCCAAAGGCUUGGGAUGUACAAUCUUCAGUGCUAUCAGUUGCCGGCCCCUUUAAGACGUCUACAACUACCAACUGGAAAAUUUUGUACUUCACUAUGUGUUUCACAUGCACAGGCAUUUUGACCCGAUCGGCCUUUCGCAUUGCUGAAUUCGCUGGAGGAUACAACGGCUACUUGGCAACGCAUGAAGGGUACUUUUUCUUGCUUGAUGCUCUCCCUUUGUGGAUUGUUAUGACGACGUACUGCUUUUUCUGGCCCACUCGGUUCAUUAACCAGGAUGACGCAAAUGCCGCAAGUCGGUAUGCACCUGCUUCAGUACCGCUAGUUGAAAGCAAUAAGUACGGUAGUCAGUCUACAGGUUCUUUAUGAUGAGCGCACUGGACUUCACUAUUAUUCGGACUUGUAGUAAACGCAUUCAUUCGUUAGAAGUGCAGU